AUGGGUGCUGCAGCAUCCCCCGAACCUCUGUUUCGAAAUGGGAGCCGUGCUGGCUACGCGCCAAGCACAUCUCCAGGCCUGGCAUCAACUUCUCAAUCAGACUUCAUCGGCAUGGUUUCGCCCCCAGCGUCGCAGCCUGGCACAUCAAUUGGCCCAAAGCCAACUCAGCCCUUGACACCCGAAUCAACCAUACCCCAGAGGACCCUCGACUCAGCCUCGCGCGAGCGGAAGGUGCCUGCCACACCUCUGCAGCGUAUAAUGGGAUUCGGCAGUCUGGGCGCCAGCCUGGCCUUUGGUGCCAUGAAGGACUCCAUGUCGCGGACGCUGGGAGGCAGUGUUCGUGAGGCCAAUGAGCGUGACACACAGAUGGUUGGAGCAUUUAUCAGUGGGGACAACGCCGAGAUCUUGGCAGCAGGGCUGUGUCGGAUGCGCGGGGCUGCCCUGAAGUUGGGGCAGAUGUUGUCCCUUCAGGAUGAGAACCUGGUGCCACCGGCGCUGCAGACGGCCCUGGAAAGAGUGCGGGCCGGGGCGGACUACAUGCCACGGACCCAGCUUGAGCAAGUGUUGCAGGAAGAUCUUGGCACAGGUUGGCAAGAUCGUCUGGCUGAGUUCGACUUCAUGCCGAUGGCUGCUGCAUCCAUAGGCCAAGUCCACAGGGGGGUGUUGCAUGAUGGCAGGCCAGUGGCCAUGAAGGUCCAGUAUCCAGGAGUGGCUCAGAGCAUCGCAUCGGAUCUGCAGAACCUGAUGAUGCUUUUGAAGGUCACAAAUAUGCUACCUGCUGGACUGUUCGUGGACAAUGCCGCAACAGUGAUGGAGCGAGAGCUGGCCCUUGAGUGUGACUACACCAACGAGAUGAGGAGCCAAGCCAGAUUCAGGGACCUUGUAGAGGGAGAUGAAACAUGUUGUGCACACUUCCAAGUGCCUGCAAUCGUGCCAGAGCUGUGCAGCACUCGUGUGUUGACGUCGGAAUGGGUUCCUGGAGUGGCGAUUGACAAGGUACAUGAAAUGCCAUCCGAGGUUAGGAAUCGGGUUGGGAGCCGCCUACUUUACAUCACGCUCAGGGAACUGUUCACUUGGCGGUUCAUGCAAACAGACCCCAACUGGGGCAACUUUUUGUACGACUCGGAGACUGAUAUGCUGUCCCUGAUCGACUUUGGGGCGGCCCGGGACUAUCCGAAGACGUUCGUCGACAACUAUCUGCGGAUGGUCCAAGCUUGUGCGGAACGGGACCGAGAGAAGGUUUUGCACUGGUCCCAAGAGCUUGGUUUUUUAACAGGGGACGAGUCGCGCGCCAUGCAAGACGCCCACUGUGAGGCGGCCUUCAUCGUGGGCCUGCCAUUCGGGGCAGAGGGCACGUACGACUUCGGCGGCCACUCACAACUCACGCCUCGCGUCGCUGAGCUGGGCGCUAAAAUGCUGAAGGACCGGUUGUGCCCCCCGCCUGACGAGGCUUACUCACUGCACAGAAAGCUCAGCGGCGCCUUCCUCUGCUGCAUCAAGCUGCGGGCGGAGGUGCCAGCCAGGGCGCUAUUCCUUGAGGUCCUCAACAGCCACAAGUUUGGAUGA
Messenger RNA from Ostreobium quekettii, 1566 nucleotides. The record is from the annotation of a GenBank genome assembly. Lineage: Eukaryota; Viridiplantae; Chlorophyta; Ulvophyceae; Bryopsidales; Ostreobiaceae.